Molecule: messenger RNA, 2902 nt
Organism: Homalodisca vitripennis (glassy-winged sharpshooter)
Lineage: Eukaryota; Metazoa; Arthropoda; Insecta; Hemiptera; Cicadellidae
Product: cAMP and cAMP-inhibited cGMP 3',5'-cyclic phosphodiesterase 10A-like
Exons: 1
Coding region: 196-2574 (792 amino acids)
Biological process (GO): negative regulation of receptor guanylyl cyclase signaling pathway; signal transduction
Molecular function (GO): protein binding; 3',5'-cGMP-stimulated cyclic-nucleotide phosphodiesterase activity
Source: RefSeq, a predicted model, not a curated record
CAUAUUAUUUUGUUGGUAUGUUUUAUUUUUAAAUACUGCCAAAAGUUGUUGGGGAUAUUUGUGAUUUUCAGUCAAAUUGUAAGAAAUUACAGCCACCAUUUUAUCGAUUAGUUUUAAAUUUCUUGAUACUCGUCAGGAAUACGUUAUUAAACUCGACCUCCAUUCGUAUAAAGUUGCAGUUUAGUUGCAAGUAGGAUGACGACUGAGAAUAGGACGAACUUGGUCCCCGAUCUAUCCACACUUUCUGUCGCCGACUCUGUACUAAGGCCUCUAGACAAAGAAUUGCUCGAGCCUCAGUUUUACCCUGAUCCCGUAGUAUUUAGAGCAAGCCUGGAGAAAUUAAACAAAGAUGACAUUGAACUCAAGAAAAAUCUUACAUCCAACAAAGCCACCCUCCGUGUUCUUGCACCGUACCUCAAGACCAUAUAUACGGACCAGAAGAGAAUUAUAGAAACUGCUAGGAUCAAGAGGGCGACGAAGACAAAAGAUGUCAAACUGUUAUACGACAGAAAGUCAACGGACGUUAUGAGAGCUAGUCCAGACGUGUUGGAGAAAUUUGAGACGAUAAUCGCCAUUCACGAAACGGCCGACGUUCUCAAAACACUGAUAAAAGCGAACAACGUGGUUUCCUACAUGGUAAAUUCUGAUAAAGGUGAGCUAUAUCAAAAUCCCCGCCAUAUCGUCUCAUCUACUUCGAAAUUGACGAGCAAGAUAGAACAAGGAACUACGAUGGCGGCUUAUUCAGCCUUCACGAAAGACUACGUGAUGUCGGAUAGCGUCUUUGCGGACGGAAGAUUUCCCCUCGGAUUGGGAUACGAAACUUCAAUUACGAAAUACGCGAUGUGCGUCCCCGUGAAGACACCUGAUGAUAAACUGGUCGCCAUCUACGAGUUGACUAGAGGCGCUUACGAGUCGGCCUUCACCAAGAGAGAUCUUCAGAUUGUUCUGGCCGUGACCGCUUGGAUGGGAGUGUCCAUCACGCAAAACGAACUGUACAACUCGCUGAUGAGAGAACAGGACCUGACUGACCAUCUGCUCCAUAUAACAGACAUCUAUCACUGUGAGUACGCCGACGUGGACAAGACGUUGUCGGACAUCGCCAUGCUCGCGCGAGAGGUGGUGGGGGCGGAGCGUUGUAACUUGUACGUGGUGGACAAGGAGAGUAAAGGUGCUUUGAUCGUGGAAGAAUACGAUCAAGGCUCCAGCAAUCAGGAGCUUUUCAAGAAACGAACUAAAAAGACUAUAGAGUCGGACGGUUCUGUUUUGAGCAAAGUGUUGUUCAAUAAGCAAAUAGUGAAUACGCACCACCCAAACCUGGAAGUGGGUCCAGAGGGGGAGCUUGUAGUUAGGUCUCUACUUUGUGUACCGAUUAUAUGCGAUAAAACUGCCAUCGGAGCAAUACAAAUGACUAAUAAGCGGAACGAAAUUAAGUUUGAUAAAAAAGACGAGGAGAUGCUCGAAAAGUUUUCUACCUUUUGCGCAAUCAAUGUAAAUCACUCUAAAAGUCAUAACAGGGUAUAUAAGUCUGAAUUGCAGAACAAGAUGAAUCUAGAAAUGGCAAUGUACCACUUGAAACCCUGCGUUCACGAACGGGAGGCAACCAACACUUCCAGGAACAGUGUGACGACGAGUCCUGACCAGUUCUUCACGUUCGGUUGGUCUCCGACUCAAGAAGACUUACCGAGGGUGGCAGAACUUACGAUGUGCUUAUUUCAAGAAGUGUUCGGAAACAAGUUUAUGCAUUCUCAUAACGUUCAAAAUUUUAUCUUGACAGUCCAAAAGUGCUACAGGCCCAAUCCGUACCAUAAUUUUCUUCACGCAUUUUACGCAACUCACACCAUGGCAAAUAUCAUAAUCCGUAAUCAGAAUUUCUUCAGUGAAAUCGAACGGAGAGCUCUUAUGGUGGCUGCGUUAUGUCAAGACGUGGACCACCCAGGCAGUAGCAACAUCUUCAUCCACAUGAAGAAACAUCACUUGUCCGAGCUUUACUCGUCCUCGCCUCUUGAGAACCAUCAUUUCGCGGUGGCCAGAUUAAUAAUUGAUCAGAGCAAUCUAUUUAAGAAUCUGAAAACGGAUGUGUACGAGGUGUUACUACAGGAGAUCUACAAUAACAUCAUAGCCACAGACAUCACUCUUUAUUUCCAGUUCAUACAGGAACUGAGACAAUCUGUUGACAACAAAUCCUUUUCGUUUCAAGAACCGAGUGACAGACGGCUCGUGAAGAAUUUCCUUAUGCUCGCGUGUAGUUUGUCCGAUCAGACGAUGCCUCUCCCUAUGGGUAAGAAGAUCGCUGACAGAAUCCACGAGGAGAUGUUCAGAUUGGGAGACAUCGAGAGCCUAGGAGGAAAUGAACUUUUACCCUGUAUGGAUCGUGACGACAUCGACAUGAUACCAGAAGAAAGAAUCCAGUUUUUAAGUGUAGUCGUUCUUCCUUGCGUGCAGGUAGUUUCAAAUAUAUUCAGCGCGUUUGUUGCAGUAGAGGAGAAUGUUAAACUGCUUUUGGAACAGUGGAAAGAGUUAGUUCUAACCAAAGAUCAAGACAUGUGGAAACCUCAGGAGUCUUAUAAGUCAUAAUAGAUGAAUGAGUACACACACUUUGAAUCGUAUGUUCUGAAGCCUUCAGGCAAUAUUUAUCACUUUCCAAUUAUUUUUACAUAACAUAAAUCAUCUAUAUUUAUAUAUAAAAUCUUUUUGGUUGAAUUUGGAUGUAAUAUACAAAUUAAAUUAGUUAAAUGCUACUAAAUAAUUAAAUUAGGAAUCUCUCGGCAAACAUAUUCUUAUAGUUGCCGAAUGUUAACUUCUUCUUCUCUGAUUGUAGUACUUCAAUACAUUGUAAAUCUGUAUAUUAAAAUUUAAUUUUAAGGUGCCAAAAAUGUAAUUUAUAAAAAUAAAUACUUACGAA